UGUCCAAGGCUUGGAGUUCCUUGUGGCAAGGGGAGUGGGCGGGGAUAGCGUGGCGGAGCAGGAGCAGGUUGGGUUGGUCGGGCGGAGCUUUCCUUGUUAGGGCAGGUGGAACAUGGAGAAAGAGGAAGGAGGACUGUGAGCGGAGAAUCCUAUAGAGGGAGAGUGCGUGCAACUGCUCAGAGUGGGAAAACGGGACUGAAACAGAAUCAUUGGUUUGAUGGUUACGGCCACUUUGGAUACUUUCCAUAUGGAGUAUUAGCUGGCAAACACCAUGGCAACAAAGGUAGAACUCACUUCCCCAUUGUCAUCGAGAACACCUCAAGCCAGUCUAAAUGACAUACUAAACGACGUUAAAACGCCAAGGACAUAUACUAGUCCUCUUUCAGAUGCGAGUAAUAAGUCGAAUGACUCUGGUUUAACAAGCUCUGUUUUUACUGCAGAAACUGAUCAUGCUGCUACUAAAUCUGUGAGUAUGCUCACUGUAAGAUCCAGACCAAGACUUUCACCUAAACCUUUUUCAAAGGAUAAACCUCCAGAUUUCCGAAUAAGUAGAAGUCUGAUGGAAUUUGUCUCUAAUGAUAUACCACCUGGAAUGCCUACUAGCAAAUCAGACAACCCACAGAUUAAUGAGAGAAUAAACCGAAGAAUUUUCAGGGUCUCUCAACAGCAAAGCACUGACGAGAAUGAAGCCACCAAAGCUAAAACAGGAUCAUUUGCAUCUACUGCUGAAAUUCAGAUGCAGAAACCGUCUGUUUGGGGCACAUCAACAAACAUUGCAGAGAAUGUUGUAUUUACUUCACAUUCAAAUGAAAAGAAAUCUAGCCCCAAACCUGAGGUCACAACCAAACCCCCGGUGAUACCAGGUACACUGGAAAAUUUUCAACCCAAGGACACAGCAUCACGUCUUACAAGUUUUAGGAUAUCCCCUCCAGAUGUAGCAACUGACAAAAUGAACAAAUCUUCAUUAAAGUUUGAAAGUGAAGACAGCUCAUCUGUGAGAGCCCAGGUAAGGCCUAGACGCCGUCCGGUGUCUGCUGUCUUUCUAGAAUCUAUAAAUGAUCCAGCUCAAGAAGCUACAGAUGAGAAGACACGUGGUAGAAAGCCAAGGCCUCUUUCUGUGGAUCUUACGGCAAAGUUUGAAACUAGAGGAUCAUUAGUGCUCAAGAAAGGCAAUAGUUUUGAUGAAACCAAGGAAAAUAUACCUUUGAAAAAAAAUCCAACUUGCUCUAGCAUAAUUGAGGAGAAGUCUGAACUUUCUUUAAAGCAAGAUGGUGGCCUUAAUGAAGUUAGAAGUAAAAAUCAAGGAAACAGUAGCAGCAGGUAUCAAAUGACCACAGAGGCCUUUAACAGAAAUAAGCAAUCUGAACCCCUAAUUAAGGAAUCAGUCCUCAAUUACAUAAUCAAAGGAAAGAGAGACCAAGAUGUCAGUGAUGGUGGUGAAACAGAAAGCAAAGUACAUUUAACAGCAAAAAGUGGUAAUGCCAGAGGUACACUACAAGAAAUAAAGUCUGUUUUUCCUGACAGUCAAGUCAGUGAAGUGCAGCCUUCAGAUGACACUGGCAUUACACCUGGAACCAUUAAUAGGCGCAUCAGCCUUCUUUUAGCAAAUUCUGGUUCCUCAGUGGAAGUAUCUGAAGAUCCUACAGCUGAACAAGGCAAAGGAAGUUCUAAUAUCCAAAGGAUUAGAGGGUUUUCUUCAGAAACCGUUGAAACAAAACCCGGCAAGACACCAACAUUUUUACAAUCCCUGGACCACUCUUCAGAACUGACAAAAAGAUUGACAAGUUCACAACCAAACAUGGAAAUAAAAGAUGCAAAAAAUAAUGAAGAACAACAAACUUUCAAUGGAUCACCAGACCCAAAGAAAAUUAUCGAUACAAAGGACUGUCAUGUGUCAGAGGAAAAGCAGUGGAAAUCACGGAGAUCAUUAAGAAAAUCAGACUGGUAUCUGCAAUCCGAAGCCUGUCCAGAUAUUCCCAUUGAGAGGAAAAGAUCAUUAAGAAAAUCAGACUGGUAUCAGCAAUCUGAAGCCUGCCCAGAUGUUUCCAAUGAGAGGAAAAGUUUCCCUUCUAAAGAUAAAAAAUUUGAUACAGCAACAGAAAGUACAAGCGAAAAAGAAAAUAUUACUGGCAACGAAUUCAGAACUGUUAAGGCUACUAUGUUUGAACACAAUAUUGAAUGGCACAGUGUUAAUGAGUCGGGCCUUCCAAGACAUACUGUUCCAGAUAAACAUACAAGUAAGUCACCAGCUAAUGAAUCAAGUGGCUGGACUGCUUGUAGGGAGGGUGAUAACUCUUCUAAGUAUCAACAAAGCACUGAAAUGUUGAAUACCAGAAUUCCUCAAGCUGAUGUUGUGGAGAAGAGUACUUACGUUGCCAGCCAUAGUCCACACAAACGUACUAAUACUGUAGUUGAUUUAAGUAAUCAGAGAAUAGAGCCUAGAUAUGAAAUUGUUCAAACUAUUGGGGAAAAGGUGUCCAGCGAGUCCAUACAGUUGCUUCCAGAGCAAAAUGUCCGGACCCUACGAUCUAGAAGAUCUUUUAGUAAAAUAGAAAUAGAACAAGAGAAAUCAGAGUUGGAUGGUGAUGUCCUUGAUCGCCCUUGGAGCAGGCUUCAAAGAAGCAAAAGUGAAUACAGGAAACGCACUACACAGACCAGUUCACAAAACUCGUUUAUAGAUAAAGACUUUGAUUUAGAAAAGAAAUAUGAUUUAAGACCACCUGUAAAGGCACAUGCUGACAAUGCAUUAACUGCAGAAAGAAUAAGCUCAAAUGAAAGCAAGGCAGAUGCAUUUACUAUUUCUGCUGUUCAAGACAAAGAAAUCAAAACAGAGAAAGCCAAACUGUGGGAAGAGAGUACACUAAGGACAAAUCUGACAGAAAAAGAAUCAAUAAAAGGUUUGGAGCAUUCUUCUUUUAGAUCACCAUCAGCAAAUCAACCAAUAUCUGGAAAAGAACUGUUGGGAGAAGGUCAUAGAGAUUACUUAAAACCCCAGACUUACAAAUCAAGCAAAGGCAGUGGUGAAAAAGGUGCACAAAUUGCAUCAGUGUUUGAUAGUAAAGAUGACACUGGUGUUUAUGGAGAACAGUUCCAUAGUUCUAAAGUAGACAAUUUUAAAGAAAAUGCAAACCGGCCUUAUAGAUCUGUCACAAAGAACAAUUCAGAACUGUUGUACAAAAAUACAGUCAAAGAAGAAUCAAUGGCUGUUUUUGAAUCAAUGCUUAAUAAUGACAUUGAACAGAUGAAGAAAAAUCUCAGCAUGCAUUCAUCUUCAGUGGACACAAAACUUUCUCAAAUAGACAACAGAGUUAACAAAUUAUUCACAGAACAUGAAUGGAGAAGAGAGCAAUCCUUGUUUCCUUUAAAAGAUAAUAGCAAAGUGGAAAAUACCACAUAUGAUUUCACCACAUACACAACUAAUGAGGCAUCUACCGGGAACACUAACAAAGUCACUGCUGAUAAAAAUCCAGACAUUUGUAACAAAUUUACACUGAGAGACACCUCUCCACAAGAUACAAAGGUAACAUAUUUUGCUGUGACGUGCUUAGAUAAAAAAGAAAAAAGUGAAAACGCUUUUGAAUAUCAAGGCACUGCUGUAAAUCUCCAAUCAAACAAUCUUUUUGUAAAAAAAGACUUAAAUACAGACAAACUGUAUGCAGCGUCACACAAUGAUAACUGGGAUUCUUGUGUUGGUAAACAAGACUUUGCAAUACGAAGGGAACCAAGUGUACAAAACAAAAGCAGAAGCCAGGCUUUUGUGAAAUCUGAUUUCAAUGUAAAGUCUGAUGUAAAGAGUUUAGAAACUUAUAGGCCAACUACUAUUGAUAUAGAUCUUUUGCAGGAAAGACAUAGAAAAAAGCCAUAUGAUAAUGAAAGUAGCCUUACACACAGAGAUUCUUUUGCAGAACACUUGGCAAAAGAUUAUGAUCACAAACAGCAUAUGGGACCUGAACAUUUUGAUCUAAAAGGGACAUACAAAUCACAAGUUGUCGAUAUUGAUGCUUUAAUGAUAGAUUAUAAAGACUCUAAAAAUAAAAGGGAUAAUCCUGAUCAGGGCAGAUCUAAGUGGGAGAGGUCAAGAUCCUUCAGGGAAUGCUCAGAAAAGAAUGAUAGCAGAAGAUGGAAAGACCCUGACGUGACACAUUUCACAUAUAAUGAAGGAGUCAAAUAUGAGACUGUCUCAUCAUGGUAUGCUUCUCGAGAACAUUCUGGACAUGAAUCAAAAGCCGAAGACCAUAAAUUCACUCAUCUUAAGGAUGAAAGUCGGUCUACUGAUUCCACUUUUACUGUUGAAGCAGAUCAUGUAAAACAGUCUAAAACUAGAGAGCAUCAAUCCUGUAGUAAAAACAUAAGUACUGUGGAUGCGCUGCUUGACUCAUCAAGAGAAAGGAGACGUGCCCACAAACUGCCAACUUCCUUGCUUGAAGACUCCUAUGAAGUAGAAACGGGAAGGCAGCCAUCAAAGGGUUUUGGUUUUAUUGAGCUCAGUGUUGAUAAUGAUGAAGACGAUAUCAAACUAAAACAUCAGCCUACCAACCAGACAGCAAAUAAAUCCAGUGUAGCUGAGAUGAAACCAACACAUUCUGAAAGAAGACACCCAGCCAAGUCUAGUGAUUUAGUAGCGCUAAUGUUAGAGGACAAAGAAAGGAGAAGGCAAGAUAGGUUAAAGCAGAGACCUAUUGAUGAUUAUAAUGUACAAACUUUAUCAUCAAGACAUUUCAAUGAACAAGAGCGUGUACAAAGUGGUAAUAAGCUGCAUUCCCAGGACUACAACAAAACAGUAUACCAUUCAACAACAGUUGAAGUUACGACUGAAACAUCCCAUAGGAGAAGUACAAAGCAACAAAGAGGGAGAGCAGAACUGUCACAGCUGGACCAGCUGAAACAGUGUGUCACGAGGUCCUCUACAGCCAACAAGGACACUGAUUCGCUCGUUCAGGAGUCUGACAAGCAUUACGGGACAUGGAGUCAGGAGCAGCAACAGAGUGAAGAUGGCUUUGUUGCCGAUUCCCCAUCAUUUGGUGACCUCUCCAACAGGAAGCAUCCACCACAAAGUAGACUGUCCUCAGUAUCGCAGAGUGAAACCGACCAGCAUGACUUCCUGUCAGAUCACAAGAGCGCUGCAAUGGAUGCCUCCAGCAUGGACAUGGAUUCCACUGAUGGCACAGGGAGCACCUCCUCUCUUCACGAGGCCAAAGCUGAGGAUUUUGCAUUCAUCAAUCAAACAUCGGUCUUAGAUUCUACAGCACUGAAAACCAGGGUGCAACUGAACCGAAAAAGCCAGCGCCGUGCCCCUAGCCAGUCCCAACGCAAAAGCCGUCUUCUCUUGUCCAGUAGUCAUCUUGAUGUGAUAGAAGACACUGACAGCCCUUGGAUGUACACAGACUCUACAGAGGAAAAGCCUGUAAAGGAGGAAAGCAUUGAAGAAAAACCUCAAAGGACUCCUGUUCAACAACAGAGAAUGCCUAUGUUUCCUGGCAUGGAUCCCUCUGCUCUAAAGGCCCAGCUACGCAAGAGACAGGACCCAGAAAACAACAGUGAAUCCCCCUCACAACCAUCGCGGUCCCCUAAAUCCCCUCUCCCCCAAGGAACACUGGGUAUUAAACUCCUGCCGACAUCCAGUGACAAGCAAGAAAGAGGACCAGAGGAGUCCCCUGCAUGGCUGAAAGAACUGAAAUCAAAGAAGAGGCUAAGCCAGUAUGAAAAUCAAACUUAACAGAUCCAGCAGUUUUCAAGGAGGGACACAGCAGCUGAACAUACGCCUUAAACCUCACAAUUCUACAAAUACACGCCACUCUGCUGUCUUGCUUCGUCUCAACUGCUGUGUGUUCGGUGCCUUUCCAGUUUUUGAAGAAAAAGCUGCUUAGUACCUUUCAGAUACAAAAAUAGUUGUCUUUUAUAUGAACAGAGAGAAAAGUCACUUUAGGACUCACAAAAGAUAUUUACCUAAAAUGGAGCUCUACAGAAGCCAAAGGCUGCACCCCUGGGGGGCCCGGCCAACAUGGAAAGACUUGGGAUAACAACUUCAAACAAAAGUCACAUGUCUGCAUUUGUCAACAUGUUUUAAGAAGAGGGGUGGGGGGGGGGACCUGACUGAAUUUUAUAAUUCUUUAUGAAAAAUUUCAAGAUCACAGAUGAAUUCAACUUUUUGUUACUUAGAAUGUUCUAAAUCACUAAAUGAUUUUUUUAACCUUCAGAUUCUAGAACUAUACACAUAUAAAUGAACAAAAUGUUUACUGCCAAUAACAACAACCACAAAAAAAUGCUUGACUACUUUUUGUAAAAACUGUUUUUUAACAUGGUGAGUGGCGUAUGAUGAAUACAAAGUGUAUUACUUCUUUAUCUGCUUUCAUCUUGAUGCCUGCUUAGCAGAUUGUUUGUCACCCAGUUUCAAACGCGGCCAAAUAAGUCUACAGUGAGAGAACCUUUUAAUUGAAUUUGGAUAACAAUAUGCAAUAAGCUAGAAAACACUAGCCGCACACCAAAAGGUCGGUAAGUAAAACCUUCAAAAGAGGCUGAGCCGGCCUUGCUCGGAGGAGAAAUUUGGCCUGCCCUGAAUUCCGAAACCAAAGUAGAUUAUAAUGGCAAUGAAGAACAGCAGUAAUAUGUAACAUAUUCUAAAUUUGUUUAUAGUGAAUACUAAUACUCAAGUCCCUGCACUGUACAUGCUAGUCACAUGUCCUACAAACACGUUUCAUUAUGUUGGGAGAGACCUAUAACUUCUUUGGUUUGGAGAACACUUAUUUUUUACAUGGACAUAAUGGAGACAAAUGUACAGUGUGUUAUAUUUUUUGUUGCAAGUUGUUUAUCCUUUUUUUUUUUUAAUUUUUGCAUUUUAAUUUUUAACAACAGUAAAAAAGAAAAGUGAGAGAAAGAAGAAAGGUUUGGAGCAGAGAGAGUUGGGGGAUGAAGUUUUAAAUGACCACUAAUGCUUCUGCACGAAUAGAAGUUAUAUGAGUUUCUCCCAUUUUCUUAUGGAAUGUACUAGACAUUUAUAUAUAGGGAGUCCAUAUAUAAAUGCCAUUAGCAUGCUUUCUUUGGUAGCCAAUGUUUUGUCACUGUAUAUCCUCCUGAAGAAAAGAAAACAUAUACACAAACACAGUAUUAAAGAGGAACAUUUUGGUUUAAGAAACAAUACAAAAAGCAACUUUCCUACAGUUCUGUGAAUAUAUUAUAAUUCCCAUGCCUCAGCCUUACAUUAUUGUAUAUGGCAUAUUUGAACCUCACCAUUUUAACUCGUUAUUCACUGUAAAAAAAAAAAAACUAUAUAAACUGAAAUUUCCUAAACCUAUAUAAAUGCACAAGGCCCCAGGUAUAUUGUUCUGUAUAUAUAAUUUGUAUUGUGUGGCCACAAGCAAUGGGCUUAUUCCUUCCAAAUUACACUGAUCUGCCACUUUAAUUGUCUGUCAGUUUUAACGCAGUGCUUGAACUUUUUUGGUAAUCCCGUCACUGUGCACCAGCAAUGGUUUUAAGCCCACCAUAAACAUAAGGUUCUUAUAAUGCAGUACGCUUUUAUACGAAACAGCUAAGCGUUCUAAGUCAAAUAUAGUGUUUUAUUUUUAUUUAGUGACUGACAAAAGAACUUGGUUUUAUUACUGCACUGCAGAGUUUUAAUCUGCUAUUUUCCAACCUUUGUUUUGUUACUUAACAGCCUCUAGAGUAAAUAGCCAAAUUUUACUUUUUUAAAUCUAUGUGGACUCAGGAAAAGCUUUGCUAAUAUUCCUUUGCUAUUAAUAUGUCAGAUAAGUCUAGGUUCCAGUUUCAAAUGCACAAAAUAGGGCAGCCCAUGUUUUUAAAAACAGAACUUUUUAGCUGCAUUAAUGUGCAGUUGGAUUUUAAAUAGAACAUUGAUUUAAAAUGAUUGAUUGCCAAAGACAAUUCCCUAUUACACAGUAAAAGUUAUGUUAUAUAUUGCCAUGGGAAUAAGUAUAUCACUGCUCCAUCCUUGGGCCUAAGCAAAUGGCAUAUUGUUUUUACCAAGUGUUUGUAUUUGCCUAAAACAGUGUUUCCUAUAAUUUUUUACGAGCUAAUAACUAGAUUUAGUUCAUAUCAUUAGAUAAUAAUUGUGCAUCUCUUUGCAUUGUAGUAGUAGUAGCGCUAUAAACAGUACAUAUAUUUAGUUUCACGUAGCCCAGAACGAGCAACCCUGGAUUAUAUGUGAGGAACAAUUGAAAAAAUAAAAUCCACUUAUUUCUGUUCAGUGGUUUUUCUGGGGUGCAAAUGCAUUGUGGCCAAUACAAUUUAAAAAACAAAACAAAAAACCUUGUUGCCAGAUGAUAUAUAUAGACAGAAACCAGAAUUCCUCUGCACUUGCUAAAUCAAUAAAUGUAGAACAGACUUUUUGUUUAUAAUAGGGAUGCACCGAAUCCACUAUUUUGGAUUUGGCCGAGCCCCCGAAUCUUCCACGAAAGAUUUGGCUGAAUAACGAACCGAAUCCUAAAUUGUAUAUGAAAAUUAGGGGUGGGAAGGGGAAAACUUUUUUCCUUGUUUUGUGAAAAGUCACGAGAUUUCCCUAUGCAUAUGCAAACAAGGAUUCUGAUUUUGUUCUGCCAGGCAAAAGGAUUCGGCCAAAUCUGAAUCCUGCUGAAGAAGCUGGACCGAAUCCUGGAUUCGGUGCAUCCCUAGAUUAUAUCGCUACUAAAUAUGACUCCCCCCAACACAAAACAGGGAUUGUUUGUCCAAUAUAUUCAAGAUGGCCAACUACGUCCAUGUUAUGCCUAGUCUGGCCAGUCCUGCACUCAUUUCAUUUGAGCCAUUAAGAAUUCUAGUAUUCAUGUAGGCAAUUAUAUAGGAUAGACCAGGAUUAAACUCCCCAAUGAUUGCUCCUUUUUAUUGGCCAUCACAGGGAUCACCUGACUGUAGCAGGAAAUUAUAGGAUGAACAUUUUCUGACUUUUGCUAUAAGGGAUUGAUUGUAUUAUAAGGUUCUCUCUGAGUUCUCUGCAUCUUGCAGUAGACACACAUCUGGGUGAAUUUUGUGGAAGGUUAUCAAAAAUGUAAACAUGAGAUUUCAAUCGAAGUUUCACUGUUUCAAGCACAGAUGCUAAACUUGUAUAUACACUCAGACUCCUUUGCACUUAACUGUCGCACUACUGUAUCAGCAGGAGAUGUAUGGAACUGGCAUCACAGUGACCUGCUGCAAAUUCUAUUGUUCUUUUUGCACCAAUAGAGAACUUUAUUCAAGUAGCUAAAUGAAAAAAAAUAAAAUAUAUAUAUAUAUUACACAGAUGAUAUUGCAAUAAAACUGGUUUUAAAUACACAGAAUAUAUAUUUAA
Xenopus laevis (African clawed frog) is the source of this 9274-nucleotide messenger RNA. RefSeq names its product KIAA1671 S homeolog. NCBI's taxonomy places the organism in Eukaryota, Metazoa, Chordata, Amphibia, Anura, Pipidae. The record is from RefSeq and is a predicted model, not a curated record. The coding region runs from base 272 to 5716 and encodes 1814 amino acids. The transcript is spliced from 12 exons.